ACUUCUGGGACAUUAAAUUAUUUCUCAUUGUCACUCAUUGGAAGAAGCACAUUUGCUGAUCACAUCAUAAAAGCUGUACCAAAAAUUAAGAUAAUUUGACCACAGUUUGUACAUUUUAAUCGAAACUAAAAUUCUACAAUGUCUGGCCGUGAAGGAGGAAAAAAGAAACCACUAAAAGCGCCGAAGAAGGAAGGAAAGGACUUGGAUGAUGAGGACCUAGCUUUCAAGGCGAAACAGAAGGAAGCACAGAAAGCUAUGGAACAAGCUAAACAAAAGGCUUCGCAGAAAGGCCCGCUCGUAAGUGGCGGAAUAAAGAAAUCUGGGAAGAAAUAACAUUGUGCUUGCGGUCAAACGCGUCAAUAACAAUUCCUGUAACACAAAUUCAUCGUGUAAAAAGGGGUCUGAAUUGACGAUAUUUUUUAAAAAUAAAUUUCGUGUUUUUAAGAACA
Bradysia coprophila is the source of this 449-nucleotide messenger RNA. RefSeq names its product translation machinery-associated protein 7 homolog. Lineage: Eukaryota; Metazoa; Arthropoda; Insecta; Diptera; Sciaridae. The record is from RefSeq and is a predicted model, not a curated record.